UCCUGACCAUCCAACACUUGGAUACAAACUUGGAAACUAGUGAUUGGUUGGCGAUAAGGCUACCAACUUAUAUUCCUUGUCAUGUACUUACAGCAACAGUCCACCAAAAUAGCUGUCAAAGAUCUCCAUGAAAAAGUUAAACAUAGUGAAACCAACUACCGGUGCCGCAGAUUCAUUGAAAAAGGCCGACAGUACCAUUAUGGAUAUCUAGUCAAUGCCUUCGUUUCUUGAAGGUGGUGGUGUUUACUGAACUGGGUAUCUGAUUUGCGGUGCAUUAGAAUGGCAGAGGAAGGAUUACCUUUGUUGGGACACAGCAGGGAAGGGUCUGCAUCAAUUGCACAGGCCUUUGGCAACAUUAUUGUGUCUAUUGUUGGUACAGGUGUCCUGGGUCUUCCUUAUGCAUUCAAAAUCAGUGGAUGGGCAGCCAGUGCAUCAGCCAUAUUACUUUCAGCACUAUUGACAUAUUACUGUAUGAUGCUUCUGGUCAAAUGCAGGGACAAAGUAGAGCAGCUGAGUAAUGUAAGUAUAUUAACAUAUGGAGACCUUGCAAGGCACACUUAUGGAAAAAUUGGGUGUUAUGUAGCAGAGACAAUGGUAAUAAUUUCUCAAUGUGGAGGGUGCAUUGCCUAUUUGGUUUUUAUAGGCCAAAAUUUGUCCUCGGUUUUCACAGGAUCAGCUGACAAGUAUUCUUUUUUCAUAUGCAUAUUUGUUCCUGUGGAAAUUGCAUUAGCUUGGGUACGCACACUGACAUCACUCUCUCCCUUCAGUGUUUUUGCUGACAUCUGCAAUCUUUUGGCCAUAGCAAUUGUCAUCAAGGAUGAUUUGGGUUCAUUUCAAGGACUAGAGAAGGCAGAUGCCUUCACAAGCUAUCAGGCCUUGCCAUUUGUAGCUGGAGUGGCAGUGUUUUGCUUUGAGGGCUUCAGUAUGACAUUAUCACUGGAAACUUCAAUGAGAGAGCCACAGAGAUUUGGCAGUGUCCUGGGUUGUGCUUUUUUCUUCCUAGCUACUGUUUAUACUGGUUUUGGAUUGAUAGGCUAUUUGGCCUAUGGCAGUGAAACUCAAGACAUAAUAACUCUCAAUCUUCCCAAUGAUUGGUCUACAGUUGCUGUCAAGGUAGGUCUUUGCACAGCCCUUCUAUUCACAUUUCCUGUCAUGAUGCAUCCUGUUCAUGAAAUGUUCGAGAUGAAAUUGAUGAAAAGUAGCUGGUUCCAGAAACUUUCUUAUUCAUUCUCAUGGAUGCAAAUGGUACUGUUAAAGAUUCUUCGAGCUGGUACUGUUGUUAUUCUUGCAGUACUGGCUUUAUCUGUCCCUGGUUUUGGCAUCUUUGUCUCUUUAGUGGGAAGCACAGUUUGUGCUCUUCUUGCAUUUGUUUUUCCAGCGUUAAUUCACCUUAAAACCUUUAAAGGUUCUCUAAAUUCUGCACAGAAGGCCUUGGAUAUGGCCAUUUUAACCUUUGGAACGGUUUUUGCUGUCUAUGGCACAUACAGUACAUUUGUCGUAGUCAUAAAGGGUGUGAACUGAAAUCUGAGCUUUGGAUUUCAAAUAGACUAAAGCUUCAAAACUAAAAUUAAAUUGACUGCAAGUACUUUUCCAAGAUAUAAGUUUGUCUACAAACUUUUUGUAGAGAAACCUAUGCAAAGAGAUACUGCAGAUCAAGGACGGCAGUACUACUAUUUUCUGUAAGCUGCAUAUUUCUCAAGCUUGCAGGUUUGACAUUCAGUUGAUAAGUGCAUCUGAGCACAAACGUACUUGAAUAAUCACUUAUAAGCAAUCAUCAAGUGCUUAUUCAGUUUGAGAAAACUUGUACAUAAUACAUUCUUUCAUUGACUUCCAAUUUUGUGCAAGAUAACAGACUUAAAAUUGGCAUUUUUUCAGCCAACUUAAUAAUGGCAUAUUUAAGAGGACACUUAUGGUGAGUAUGCUGAAACUGCGGAUUCAUUUUGCAUUCUGUGUUUGGCACAAUCUGACGAAUGACUUUCAUUGAUCUUAUUUGUGAAGGCUUACAUAUAAUAUCUCUUUCAAGAUCGAUUGCAAAUGA
Cryptomeria japonica (Japanese cedar) is the source of this 2038-nucleotide messenger RNA. Its product is annotated as amino acid transporter ANT1. The transcript has 2 exons. Bases 280 to 1521 code for a protein of 413 amino acids. Gene Ontology annotation, cellular component: vacuolar membrane. Gene Ontology annotation, molecular function: amino acid transmembrane transporter activity. Gene Ontology annotation, biological process: amino acid transmembrane transport. Lineage: Eukaryota; Viridiplantae; Streptophyta; Pinopsida; Cupressales; Cupressaceae. The record is from RefSeq and is a predicted model, not a curated record.